Molecule: messenger RNA, 2389 nt
Organism: Salvia miltiorrhiza (redroot sage)
Lineage: Eukaryota; Viridiplantae; Streptophyta; Magnoliopsida; Lamiales; Lamiaceae
Product: zinc finger BED domain-containing protein RICESLEEPER 1-like
Exons: 4
Coding region: 195-2204 (669 amino acids)
Molecular function (GO): protein dimerization activity; DNA binding
Source: RefSeq, a predicted model, not a curated record
CACUACUCGUUGAGUCGUUGUCAGUUCCAAAAUUGAAAAUUGAAUCCCUUUCAACCCUUCCCUUUCCGCCGCGCCACGCCCCGCCAUUUUUUCUGCCACUUCUUCUCUUCCGUCGCUGCAGUUCCGCCGUGAACCAACGGCCAGCCUUCGCCGCGCUUCUGCUCCAGAGUCUAUAAAUCAAGUUAACCAGAAUCAUGUCAGCUCCGGAUGCAUUGCCAGAUAACGAAUCAAAUGCAAGUCCUACAGUUAGAGAAGUUCAGCUAACUACAUAUGAGCCUGAUGAAGGAUGUGAUGAUAAUGGUCUUAAAGUUGAGAGUGAUGAAGAUGGGGAGGAAAAUCUACGUGCCACAAAGAAAAGAAAAUGCACGUCGAAAAUAUGGGGCGGUUUCAAAGAGGUAACUCUUGCAAAUGGGAUAGUGAAGGCUGAGUGCAUCUAUUGUAGUGAUCGACUCCCAUUCAACAAGACUGGUUCUACAGGGCAUUUAGAUAGACAUCUCACCGAGUGCUAUCAGAAAAUUGUUGUUGAGAAACCUAAACAGCCUGGUUUCGAGUAUGAUCAUGAAGAGUUUAGGGAGACUCUCUCUCAUAUGAUUAUUGUGCAUGAGUUGUCAUUCAGUUUUGCAGAAUCUAAAUUAUUCAAUUCAUUGAUGGAAUCUGUUAAUCCCCACUAUAAGAAAGUUAGUUGUGCCAGAGCGAAAAAAGAUUGCCUAGUUGCUUUUGAAAUCGAGAAGGAGGAAUUGAAGACGGAUUUGGAUAAUGCGAAUAGAGUCAAUGUGAGUACAGAUUUAUGGAAGUCGGGUGAAGAUGUUUUAUACAUGGUUGUCAGCUGUCAGUAUAUGGACUUUGAUAUGAAUUUGCAGAAGCGUAUUCUCAACUUUUGUGAAGUUCCUCCACCUCAUUCUGGUCGUGUGAUUUCUGAUGUGUUGCACAAAUGUUUGGUUGAGUGGGAAAUUGAGAAAAAGGUUUGGACGAUAACUGUUGACAAUGCUGCUUGCAAUGAUGCUGCUGUUCGGAUCUUGAUGGAGAAUCUUUCGUUAAACAACAAUCUGCCUUUCAAUGGUAAAUUAUUUCCUGUGAAAUGUUAUGCUCAUAUGCUUAAUCUUGUGGUGCAAGAUGGACUAUGUGCAAUCGAGGAUGUAAUUAUCAAGGUUCGUGAAAGUGUAAAGUAUGUAGUUGCUUCAGAGACGCGCAUCAGUAUGUUUAGUGAGAUUGCAAAAGAAUCAGCGUUAUCUUCUAAGAAGCUCGUUUUGGAUUGUUGCACGAGGUGGAAUGCAACAUACUCUAUGUUGUCAGCUGCUUUAGAUUUGAAAGAUGUUUUUUCAAAGUAUCAACAAAGAGAUACUUCAUUUACUUUAUUGCCAAGUGAGGAGGAAUGGAAUAAAGUUCGUGUGGUUUGUUCGCUUCUUAAAAAUUCUAUGCAAGCCAUUCACCUCAGCCAAGGUACUGAAUAUACAACUUCAAAUUGUGUUGGGGUGGACUUUGUAUGUCUUAGGAGGCAUUUGAGUAAACUAAAUGUGGGUGAAGAUACUUGCAUGAUAGAUAUGGUUACGAAGAUGAAGGUUAGAUUUGAUAAAUAUUGGAGCGAAUGCAACUUAUUGAUGUGUAUAGCAGUUGUUUUAGAUCCAAGGUUCAAGAUGUUUAUUAUUGAUUGGUGUUUCAAAGAUAUUUAUUCUACUACUGAGGCAGCUGAGCGUAGAAUCGCAUUUCUUGAGACACUGCAUUUGCUUUACAAUGAGUAUGUUGAGGCCGACGAAGCUAACAAAGCUAAAACUGAUAAAAGUUCUAGUGAUCAUGGUGGUGGAGGAAAAUUUUUAGACGAUAUUGAAGCUGAAUAUCUUGAAUAUUUGAAAAACGAGCCGAGUAAAUCUGAUUUAGAUGUGUAUUUGUCGGAUAAAAAAGAAAGACCUCCUAAUUCCAAUCAUGAUGAGUUUGAUGCAAUCUCAUGGUGGAAGACGGAUAGUUCAGUGUAUAGGUAUGGGAUCUUGUCGAAGAUGGCUUGUGACGUGCUUUCAAUUUCAAUGACUACUGUGACUUCAGACUCAGCUUUUGAUGCUGGCAAUAGGGUUAUUGAUCCACGUUAUGCCUCUAUGGGAGUGGAUAGAGCGCAAUUUUUACUUUGUGGAGGAGAUUGGUUGCGAAAUCGUUUUGAUAUUAAGAGAACGACCCAAGAAAAGAAGAGCAUCCAAGAGUUUAAUCUAGCUUGAGACUUGGGAGCUUUUAUGAGCAUUGGAGAAGAACGAAUUACGGCAACUCUUAUCGAAGAGUGGCUUAUGGUGUUUUGCUAACCCCUUGAGUGAAUGAACUUGCGUUAUUACCUCAGUGUUUGAUUCUUGUGGAGGCUUUUUUCUUCUUAUAUAUACUGUUUUCUUCAUUAUGUUGUUUUCGGUUU